UCAGUGUUUUUUUCGAUAGUGGAUUGAUAGUCUGAAGGAAAGGAAUUCCGCGGUAUCAUCCGGGUGCAAAUGUGCAGUAGUGAAUUUAGACGUUAAAUAGUGAUUCAUACGUAUGGUUAUGAGUUAUAAUUAAUGAAUCUUACUCACAGCAAUGGAAGAUACACAUAUUUACAUACAUAUCAAAGACAUAAAUACUGUGAUCAUCCUAAAUCAAUAAACAUUAUCUAGUACCGCAUGAUGAUAUACAUACAAAUGUCUACCUCGAGUAAUUGACACUGAUAUGCAAAUACCUAAACAAGUAGGGAAACCGGAAGAUAGAUGCUUCAAGUAUGGAAGGUUUUGUUUGUUUCCUAUGGGAUCGCAUUAUAUUUGAAAAGUCCACUGAAGAAGAAUUCGACUGUUUCACCAGUGAUAUGCUACGAGGUUGGUGUACUAAGUUUGAGCAAUGUAAGUUCAUGGUUGAUGUCAUUAAAAGGCCUUCGCUGAACAAAGCUAACCGGCUCUACCUCAGACGCAGUCGGUGUGCCGACCGGAAUGGUGACAUAAUGAUAUGUUGUCCUCUUAAUUCCACGAUACUAGGACAUAUUCCUAACAUGGGUUUGCUUCCUUCGCCGGGAGAGUGUGGGUUCACGUUGAGUGAUAAAAUUUUCGGCGGAACACGAACACGUAUCGACGAACACCCUUGGAUGGUUCUAUUGCAGUACCUAGUAGACAGUCCUGAUUUAGUCUUUGGAUGCGGUGGAGUCCUGAUCAACCAUCGUUACGUUCUCACCGCAGCUCACUGCGUAAGAAAAAUUACACAAUAUGCUAGGUUGAUAAGCGUUAGAUUAGGCGAAUGGGACAUCCGUACUGAAAUUGACUGCGAAUUCGACAAUUGCAAUAAUUCGCCUAUUGAUGUGCCUAUCGAGAGGGUUAUUCCCCACGAACUUUACCAGCCUGAGCAACUCUCCCAACAUAACGAUAUAGCUUUACUGAGGUUAUCUCGAAAUAUUAACUACACAGAUUGGAUAAGACCUUUAUGUUUGCCGUUAGGGCCAAGAGAAUUGGACGAGACGUACGAAGGCGUCUACAUGAAUAUUGCAGGAUGGGGAAGGACAGAAAAUGGAAGUGCAAGUAAUGUAUUACAGAAAGCUGGUAUAGCUGGUGUGAACAUUGAUGACUGUAAUAGAUUAUAUAAUCGAAUAAACGUUACAUUGAAAAACUCACAAAUCUGCGCAGGCGCUCAAGGGGGAGUCGACUCGUGUAAUGGCGACUCUGGCGGGCCUUUGAUUGCAGAGAGUGAUGAUAGAAUUCCUCAUCUCUAUGUUGCUGGAAUCACAUCAUUCGGACCGUCCCGUUGCGGAUUUAAGGGACAACCCGGAAUCUAUACGCGUGUUAACAGCUUCGUAAACUGGAUUAUGAGCCAUCUUAGACCGUAAAACAACUUUGUAUAAUGAAACAAAGACAAUAUGUUUUUUUCUUUUUGUGAUAUUUAUUGAUAGAUAGUUAGAAUUCUCCCUUUUAUACAUUAUAAUAAAUUUAACUUUAAUAUACA
Molecule: messenger RNA, 1534 nt
Organism: Hermetia illucens (black soldier fly)
Lineage: Eukaryota; Metazoa; Arthropoda; Insecta; Diptera; Stratiomyidae
Product: serine protease easter-like
Exons: 5
Coding region: 330-1418 (362 amino acids)
Biological process (GO): proteolysis
Molecular function (GO): serine-type endopeptidase activity
Source: RefSeq, a predicted model, not a curated record